CAACAUCCAAACCGGAUCUCGAACCCACUUCAUAGCCGAAGAGGUAACUCAUCAUCCGCCUGCGAGUGCUAUUUACUGCGUGAACAAACAAGAGGGAUUUAAUAUCAAGGUUCUAAUGGAGUUUGAGAUACGAUUCCACGGGUAUUACGUGAGAACAAACGUACGAGGGAGGUUGGAAGUUCAGCUUGAGAAUCUAAAUGAAACGUACACGGCAUCUUUUCCUGACCUGAUGAUUCUAAACGUCUUUAUUGGCCAGUUCAGAAUUGACUUCGAAGGUCCCUGUGUGUUAGCGUGUGAGCAAACUGGAUAUUCAUGCGAGAUUGAGAAUAAAACACGGUGGAGUCCUUGGGGUCGUGAGAACCAGUUUCACAGGAUCAGAGCUAGACUUUACGACGACAAGAAACAGGAGGUAAUGCAAGCUGAAGGACAUUGGAACUCAGUAGUAUAUGUGAAGACGGCAGGAAGCAGCAGUAAAGAAGUGUUCUGGAAAGUGGAGAAGUCUAAACUACUGCAGAAGUAUGUGGUGCACGAGAAUGAUUUGGUGGAGUAUGAGUCUGCUAGACUGUGGUGUGGCUUAACUGAAGCCUUGCUCAGAGGCGAGGAGGAAGAAGCGAUACAGCAGAAGACUGUAGUUGAGCAACGGCAGAGGGAGUUGAGAGCUACGCGGGAACAGUUAGGCGUGGUGUAUCAACCCUCUUUGAUGGUUGAAGACGAAAACGACCCACACGAAACCAAGAUAUUCACUUAUAAAUAUCAUUCAGACGCAUUGUGGGACCCCAACUUCGACGAUUAUCAAUACGAGCACAAUUUUCAAAUCAAAACGCACAAGAGGGGAACGUUUCCUUCGAUAUCGAGUAGCACAAGAGUGGAAUUGCAUGGAGGCGAUGGUAGUCACCUAGGUGAGGAUGCGUCAGACUCGGCUGAUGGAGGGUUACAUGUGAGAGUCGUGAAACAGCCAUCGAAGGAGCGAGUUGAUAGGUACACACACCUAUCGGAAACUAUAAAUGGCGAACAACGAUUUGAAAGCUCAAUGCAGGCUCAAAUGAACUCAAUCCAACGAGAUCUCAGGACACUGCAUGAAGAGAUCCGCACUAUCCAAAGUGCAACCAAGGCAGUAGCCACCAAUCAGCACAGAGCAAAUGCGAAUUACCAGAGUAGAAUUGUACAUGAGAAUCAGCGUAGAAACUCUUCAAAAGGGCUGUCAUGUAGUGCGAUAUUCUUUUGUAUCAUGUUUGUCAUCGCUUGUGUAGUAUUUACAUACUACUAUAACACAUCUUCUUCCAAACCAAAUAUUAGCUGACAUUUGAUGUAAAAUGCGAAAAAAUAGAUUAAUAUAUUCUGAUCUUCCUUUUAAAUUGUGCUUGAUUCAAUUAUGGCAUUGUACGAGUUUCAAAGAACCUCUAAAUCUUUCCUAAAUAAAAUUAAUUUCUGAUA
Messenger RNA from Symsagittifera roscoffensis, 1434 nucleotides. Its product is annotated as oxysterol-binding protein-related protein 5-like. The record is from RefSeq and is a predicted model, not a curated record. Lineage: Eukaryota; Metazoa; Xenacoelomorpha; Acoela; Convolutidae. The transcript is spliced from 4 exons. Bases 116 to 1300 code for a protein of 394 amino acids. Gene Ontology annotation, molecular function: sterol binding. Gene Ontology annotation, cellular component: membrane; intracellular membrane-bounded organelle; cytosol.